Molecule: messenger RNA, 552 nt
Organism: Exophiala spinifera
Lineage: Eukaryota; Fungi; Ascomycota; Eurotiomycetes; Chaetothyriales; Herpotrichiellaceae
Exons: 2
Coding region: 1-552 (183 amino acids)
Biological process (GO): copper ion transmembrane transport; intracellular copper ion homeostasis
Cellular component (GO): plasma membrane
Molecular function (GO): copper ion transmembrane transporter activity
Source: RefSeq, a predicted model, not a curated record
AUGUCUCAUUCGAUGUCUGAUUCGAUGUCCGGCAUGAGCCAUAUGGACAUGACAUUCUUCACCGGCCACACCACUCCUCUUUACUCGAAUUCAUGGACACCGUCGUCAAUAGGAGGCUACGCCGGCACCUGUAUCUUCCUGAUCAUUCUCGCCAUCAUGUUACGACUUCUCUUUGCAGGAAAGGCUCUUUGUGAACAGAGGUGGUUGACUGCUGCCCAAAAUCGACGCUUUGUGCUUGUACGAGGGCGGCAAACGGAAGCUGGUAGGAUUGAUCAGGAUCCGGACGCCAAAACCGGUUCGCUGGUCACAGCGAACGGUGUGGAGGAGAACAUCAAAGUUGUACAAGCAUCGACCGGAGCAGUGGUCCCUUUCCGACUCUCUGUCGAUGUACCUCGUGCUUGUCUGACCACCCUUAUUGCCGGUAUCGCAUAUUUACUCAUGUUGGCCGUUAUGACUAUGAACGUGGGCUACUUUCUCUCGGUGCUGGCUGGUGUUUUUGUCGGCGAACUGGCAGUGGGCAGAUAUGCUCAGAUUGACGAACAUUUGCAUUGA